AUGGAUAAUAUCGGGGAUAUUAUAGAGCAGGAGCCCAUCGGUGAGACUCUCAUCGUGGAAACGGAUGACUCGUCGUCGAAUAAUGUCGUAACGCGAUCCCAUCAUCAUCAUUCGCAUCACGGAAAUCACGGUACUGUCGUCAUGAUUGGUGCCGUGCCACUCGUAACAACAGCAACGACCGUAACAAACCAUCAUCAUGGCUCGUCGUCGUCGUCGGCAUCUCGUCGUCACAUUGUGGAAUAUCGCGAAGUUGGCGACAAUAUUGUCGAGCAGCGAACAAGGAUAAUUUCCGCUCGCACAGCCCACGGCUUGGAAUUGCUCAAAGGAGGCGGUGGCGGCGGAAGUACGACAGUAUCUCCGACAAAUGACGGCGACUUAAUUAGUACAAAUAACAGCGAGGAUUUGUCGUCGACAGACGAGGUAGAAAUUAGUCUGGAGCAUAGUAGCAAGCAAGAAAUAUUAUCUGUGAUUGUGCAACCGCAGGAGGAUUCGCGUGACAGCCAGUUACUGAGUCCGGGCAAACUGACGCCCACGUCAUCCGAAAUUAUCGACACAGAUUUUCGGAAUCACCUGAACGAGCCGACAUACCAAACGUUGACAUCUGUCAAUGGGGGUCGCAUGUCGCCACCCGGUUUCAGUCCGAGUUCAUCGUAUGCCACAUUGACGCCGUUGCAACCCUUGCCCCCGAUCUCGACAAUGUCGGACAAGUUUGCGUACGGAGGACACGGAAGUAACAGUAGUUUCCAAAACAAUAAUAUGAACAUAAAUUUAGGCCUUAAUGUAAAUUCCCCCUAUCACUUUGAUAAGCUGCCUUCAAUUGGUAUUUCACCGCCACACAGUUACUCGUCGCCCACGAAUCUGGGGCUGCAGCAACCGAGCCCGCUCUCGCCGCAGAGCAGCUUCAGUCAAACGGAGAUACAGUCGCCGGCGAAGAGCAUGUCGCCCAAUGGCUACGAGUCGCCCUACAGUCAUCGCGACAUGAUGCGAAAUAACCUACAGAGUCAAAGUCCGCAACUUUCGCCGCAAGAAAGCUCUUUACAUUCGCCGGGCGGCACGAAUUUCUGCUCCAGCAGUUUAAGCAUGAACGGAGGCUUACCCUCGAUGGGAUCCCAUCCGCAUGACGGUACGCCGCCAGGUCUCGUGCAAAUCUCCCAAAUGCAUCGCGAUGUGCCGCCCCAGUCGCCGUCGCCGCCUUUGCUCGCCAUUCAACAGUCGCAAGUGCAUCAACAUCUCCUCACAACGCAACAACAGCAGCAGCAGCAGCAGCAACAACAAACGCAGCAGCAGCAACAGCAAACAAACAAUGUCAAUGCAUCAUCAUUAAAUUUGACAAACGACGUGGAAGAGAUUAACACGAAAGAUUUGGCUCAACGGAUAAGUGCGGAACUCAAGCGUUACAGCAUACCGCAAGCAAUAUUCGCGCAACGAGUUCUCUGUCGUUCGCAAGGAACGCUCUCUGAUCUUCUGCGGAAUCCGAAACCUUGGUCGAAGCUAAAGUCGGGGCGAGAAACCUUUCGACGGAUGUUUAAAUGGCUGCAGGAGCCUGAAUAUCAGAGAAUGUCAGCGUUGCGACUUGCAGCGGCUCAAAUACCUCAACGUGGCAAUAAUAUUCAUACAUCGGGUGUCGUGAAGAGAAAAGAGGAGCAAAUCCAACACGAUCAUAUGCCGAACCAGAAGAAACCGCGAUUGGUGUUUACGGAUUUGCAGCGUCGUACUUUGCAAGCGAUCUUUAAAGAAACCAAACGUCCCUCAAAGGAAAUGCAAGUAACAAUAGCACGUCAAUUAGGCUUGGAACCGACAACCGUUGGUAACUUCUUCAUGAAUGCCCGUCGUCGUUCGAUGGACAAGUGGAAAGAUGACGAUCCAAAGUCCAGUCAAUGCGGCAUGUCGCCAAAUUCGCGUCAAAUGGAAUUCGAUGAUGACGACGACGACGAUCUAGAUCUCGAUUUAGCGAAUGACAGUGACAUGGACUCGUCCGUCGAUCAUAACCAUCACAAUCGCAGUCACGAUUCCGAUUUGAUGUGACACGAAUUCGCGAGCAAUGAUUACUAUUCGGGAGGCGGGGGAAAUGCGGGCAAUGCCGGCACAGAUGAGGACUUGAACAACUUGGAUGACAUGUACGACACGAAAAAUAACUACGACUUGUACAGUAAUUCGCAAUUUUCCGAACAAACGGUUAUGAUGAAUCAUCAUCAGCAGCAGCAGCAACAACAUCAGCAUAGCAAGAGAUUCAAAGAGGGAAAUUUUCAACAGCAGCAGCAAAUACAACAUCACGGUGCGUUAAUGUCCGAUCAUAUCGCGAGCGGCGGCGCACGAGACAGCGAUCUAAUUGAUGAAUUGCAUUUUAAUGGCGAUGGCGGUGACCAAAUUAAUAGUAAUAAUAGUAGUAAUGAUAUUCCUAGAUGCAUUAGACAUAGUAAUGAUACAAAUAAUAAUAGCUUAAAUAAUACAACAUCAACUAGAAGCACUGAUAGUAUAAAUGGGCAAUAACAAUGGAUAUAUGCAAGAAAACACAGACAUCUAUAACAUAAUUUGUAGUGAAAAAUCAACCAAAAAAAGUAGCAACUAUAGUGUUUUAGAGAGACUUAGAAAACAAAAAUUAUUGUACCUAUAAAAAAAGACAAACAAAUCGGGAAAAUUAUAGAAAACCUUCACAAAUUCCGUAAUGUACAACGUUACCUGUACCCUUCAUAUUUACCAACAAAAAUGAAAAAAAAAAUCGGAUAAACUAUAU
Culicoides brevitarsis is the source of this 2734-nucleotide messenger RNA. RefSeq names its product hepatocyte nuclear factor 6 (gene onecut). Gene Ontology annotation, molecular function: RNA polymerase II cis-regulatory region sequence-specific DNA binding; DNA-binding transcription factor activity, RNA polymerase II-specific. Lineage: Eukaryota; Metazoa; Arthropoda; Insecta; Diptera; Ceratopogonidae. Gene Ontology annotation, biological process: regulation of transcription by RNA polymerase II. The transcript has 6 exons. The record is from RefSeq and is a predicted model, not a curated record. Gene Ontology annotation, cellular component: nucleus. The coding region runs from base 1 to 2025 and encodes 674 amino acids.